AUGUUCACCUUCUGCAUCCAAAAAGACACGAUCCGCGUCGAGCCGCGAGACUUCAGCAAGGACCCGGUCGACGCCAUCCGGGAAGAGAUCCACCGCCGGUACGCCAACAGGGUCAUCCCCAAUGUCGGCCUGUGCAUCUCGCUCCUCGACCUCCUGUCGGCGUCCGAGGGCGCAGUCCUGUACGGCGACGGCUGCUUCUACUACCGCUGCGAGUUCCGCCUCAUCAUCUUCCGGCCCUACAUCGGCGAGGCGCUCGUCGGCAAGGUCAAGUCGCAGAGCCCAGAAGGCAUCGUCGUGAGCGUCGGCUUCUUUGACGACAUCCUCGUGCCGCCAAACCUCCUCCCAGACUGGUCCGCCUACAACCACGACCGCCGCGCCUUCUUCUGGCUCCCCGCCGACGACACCUCGCCCACCCGCCCGACCGACCGCGCGCUCCUGAACCAACCCGAGGACGCCAAGCUGUACAUCGGGCGCAAGGACUGGAUCCGGAUCCGGGUCGAGGAGGAGCACUGGGACGACACGAGCCCGACGAGCGGAAAGACGAGGGCGCCCGCCGCCGGUGCGGCGGGACCGGCGGCGCAGGGGGCCCAGGGGGAGCAGGGACAGGCGACGGCCGAGCAGAGGACGAAUGGGAAGAGCCCGUACUCGCUCAUUGCGUCAAUGGCAGAAGACGGCACGGGCGUCCUCGACUGGUGGGCCGAGGACGAGGAGUAG
Molecule: messenger RNA, 714 nt
Organism: Rhodotorula graminis WP1
Lineage: Eukaryota; Fungi; Basidiomycota; Microbotryomycetes; Sporidiobolales; Sporidiobolaceae
Exons: 7
Coding region: 1-714 (237 amino acids)
Biological process (GO): transcription initiation at RNA polymerase III promoter; DNA-templated transcription
Cellular component (GO): RNA polymerase III complex
Source: RefSeq, a predicted model, not a curated record